GAAUACAAACAAAUGAAUGUUGAUUUAUUUUUCUUUAAUUAUUAUUAGUUUUUUUCUCUUAAUUAAAUUGUUAAGAUAAUCCAUUUUCUAUCUUUUAAAAUAAUAGUUUUCUCUUCUUAAUCUGUUCCCUGUUCCUCUUUAAAAGUUUAUUAAAGUGGAAAACAUUACCAUUCUCACCAUUGGUCAUCAUUUGGUCAAUUCAUUGUUUGAUAUUUUCGCCCUAACUGGGCUCAUAUAUCAGACUCUCAACUAUGGCUAUUUCUAAGCCAACUGAAUGGGUUACCCAGCUUCUUAAAAGAUUUGAAGAUCAGUUGCUUUGCCGAACUGGAUCUCAAACUAGCCAUUCACGGAUAAAUAUCGAACAGAACAAGGAGUCAUUAAUCCAUAUAAGUAGAACCAAAUUUUCACUUGUUAUCUCUGGUUUAACUCAAAUUCUUCAUAAUAUAAAUGAUAUUCGGGCUCAAUCUCAUGGUACUCUUCAGCCGGAGUUUGAAAGAAACUUUUAUGAAUCCCAGUUAAUUGUAUUAUACACGCUUGAAAAAUGUCUGAGUUGCCAACCCAAGGAGAUGACAACUCGCUACGAAGAAGCUACCAAUGUAAAAACGCUUCUCCGGGAGCUCUGCCAGUUCCUGGAUAUGCCAAACGACAAUCCCAUGGCCUCUCAACUCAAACUAUUGGCAUCUCGAGUGCUUUUUGCCCUUAGCUUGAAUAAUUUUAAUGCUAUGUUUAAUCGUAUAUCAACAAGACUGCAAGAACUGGCCAACAGUAAUGAAGAGAAUCCAGACUGUAUCGAUAUUGAGCUUAUUCAACAUAUAAACGUAGAUGUUCAAAGAUUAAUUCGACUUUUCAGUGAUGUUAAUCUUAAAUUGAAAAGUUUAAAGAAAAAUGUUCAUAUUGUCCUUCUAAAUAGUUUAGAAAAAGCUAUUUGGAAUUGGAUGGACACUUAUUCCCAUGAAUUUAUGGAAUUGCAAAAUAAACCCAAUGAAGAGUUAGCUGAAUGUUGUGAUAAAUUGUUUGACCUGAUUGACAAUUUCGCUGAAACCAAUAAUAAACGACGAGCUGCUGUUUGGCCUCUUCAAAUGUUAUUACUUGUUUUAUGUCCAAAAAUUUUGGAGGAAAUUGUUAACGCUGACAGUGGAGCCCCUUGUUCACCCAAAUAUUACCGGAAGAGACAAUUUAUUGAGAAUGUUAAAAAAGCUCUGGUUCCCCAUAAUGCCAGUAAACAAAUGACCGAAACUGCUGCAGUUACUUGUGUUAAAUUGUUUAAAACAUCAACUUACAUCAGUAUCUUUGAUUCAAAUAAUGUUGUCUUUACACUGGUUCAUUCAGUCAUCAAUGAUUUGAAAAUUUUACUCUUCAAUCCAACGAAACCAUUUAAUCGAACCCAAGCAACAGUUAGUCAAGACGUUGAACUUAUGAUUGAAUGUUUCGUUUCCAUCUUUCGUAUCACACCACAUAACAAUGAAGUUCUUAAGGUUUGCCUGAAUCCACUCUCACCAUUGAUUUAUCAUUUUGUCCUCGUUUGUUCACUUUAUCGAAUCGUCUCUCAAACUCGGCUACCUUGGUGGCCUAAAAUCGACAUUGUUUACAAUCGAGCUCACGAAUUACGUGCCAUGUUUACUGAUACUCUCAACAAAGUUACACAAAUUACCCACCAAUCUAAAGGAAAUCAGUUGUCAUUCUACGUUCAGAGUUUAUCUCUAAAAGACAAGAUGAUUAAUCUUAAAUUUAAAGAUAAAUCAUCUACUGAGGAAGGAUUAACUCACAAAAAUCUUCUUCUAAUGUUGGUUCGUCUGAUUCAUGCCAGCCCACUACUUAUGCUUCACAAUCCCGGUAAAGUUGGACUUGAAGUUCAAUCCAGUUCACUGGAAUUGAUCAAUGGUCUGGUAUCACUAGUCCAUCAACCCUUAUUACAAGAUCUUGCACCAGAAGCAAUGGAAGCUCUUCUUGUCCUCCAUGAACCUCAAAAUAUUAUUAAAUGGAAUCCAGAAGCACCAAUAAACACUUUCUGGGAUAUUUCAUCUCAAGUGUUAUUUUCAAUCUCACAGAAACUCAUUCAACAUCAGAUAAUCAAUUAUACGGAUAUACUUAAAUGGGUUAGAGAUAUAUUAAGAUGUCGUAACAAUUUUCUAACCAAACACAAGGAAUAUGCUAACUUGGGUAGUCACAUUGCGAUCUGUAAACAAGCACAUAUCAAAUUGGAGGUUGUUUUCUUCAUUUAUCUCUGGUCAAUCGAUAUUGAAGCUGUUCUUACCGCCAUGUCAAGUUUUGCUCUUCUCUGUGAAGAAGCUGAAAUACGAUGUGGUCAAGAUGAUCUCACAAUGAUCUAUUUAACACCAAACUAUAAUAUUUAUCGAGAAAUCACCGAAUCAAGUCAAAUUUUAACCACCGGAAGAGCCGCUCUUCAAAAACGUAUCAUGUCCCUUUUAAGGCGUAUUGACCACUGUACCCUUGGGUGUUCCCAGGCUUGGGAAGAUACUUUCCUGAGUUGGGAAAGUGCAACCAAAGCCCUUGUCUCUUACCCUAAAGCCAAAAUGGACGUUGAAGGUCAAAUUGAAAUUACCCACAGAAAUGUCUCUAAACGUCGUACCUCACAGCACAGCACUGAACACGAACUUGAAGAUCAAAUCAACGAAUGGGCCAAUAUGACCGGUUUCCUUUGUGCUUUGGGUGGUGUUUGUUUACAAAACAGGUCACCCGUUUCCCAAGCCAAUUCGGUUGGAUUUUUUGUUGACCCUCGACGAGUUCCAUUACUACAAUCUGGUCAAGAUCCUUUACAAUAUUGUCCGGUUACUCAAUUUGUUGGUGAUGUUUUAAAGCUUCUUGUUUGUAACAAUGAAAAAUUUGGAACUCAAAUACAAAAGCAUGUGAAAGAACUGGUUGCCCAUGAAAUGUCUCCAGCACUUUAUCCAAUUCUUUUUGAUCAAAUUAAGAUAAUUGUUGAGAAAUUUUUUGACCCCCAGUAUCAAGUUACCGUUAACGAAACCAGUACUCAAUUUAUUGUUCACAUCAUUUUCAUCAUGAAAUCAGUUCUUGAGAAUAAGGUUGAACAUACCACCGAGAAUCUUGGAGUGACCAGUAUAGAGCAAAUUAUGCUUGCAAUUGUCCGUUACAUUCGUCACCUUGACACCAAUACAGGUCAACAUAUUCAGAUAAAGGUCAAAUUUUGUAAUCUCAUUGAAACAAUGAUGUCACGUCGAGAUGAUCUUGCUUUCCGUCAAGAAAUGAAAUUUCGUAAUAAAAUGGUUGAAUAUUUAACUGAUUGGGUAAUGGGAAACAGUCACCAAAUGCAGCCAACCGGAAUUAACGAUUGGACUCCUGUCCAGCGAGAAUUAGAUAUGGCCUCAAUGCAAGCAGUUGCCGCUCUAUUGAGAGGAUUACCUUUACAACCGGAGGAAAGUGAUCGUGGUGACCUAAUGGAAGCUAAAUCUCAACUUUUCCUCAAAUAUUUUUCCCUUUUCAUGAAUCUACUAAACGAGUGUAGUGACAUAGUUUCCGACGAGGACACAGUGGGUACCGGAAGUAUAGUCCCUGGAAGCUUAGUUAGCAUUGACGGUCCUCCCCGUUACAAUAAAUACAAUUAUAAACUCAGUGAAUUGCCAACAUAUACCAUUCAGGCCAUGUCAAACUUGUUAAGUGCUAACAUUGACUCUGGUCUAAUGCACUCAAUCAGUUUGGGUUAUCAUAAAGAUUUACAAACUCGAGCAGCAUUUAUGGAAGUGUUGACCAAAAUUUUACAACAAGGAACUGAGUUUGACAUGUUAGCGGAAACAGUUCUCGCUGAUCGAUAUGAACAACUUGUUCAACUUGUCACCAUGAUUGGUGAUAAAGGUGAAUUGCCCAUAGCGAUGGCAUUGGCCAGUGUCGUUUCCACCCCACAAAUGGACGAGUUGGCAAGAGUAUUUGUAACCCUAUUUGAUGCGAAACAUUUACUCUCUCCGUUACUUUGGAAUAUGUUUUACAAAGAGGUUGAAGUCUCUGAUUGCAUGCAAACUCUAUUCCGUGGUAACAGUUUAGGUAGUAAAAUAAUGGCAUUUUGUUUCAAAAUCUAUGGAACAUCAUACCUUAAAGCACUUCUUGAACCUUUAAUUAAACCACUCGCUGAAACACCAAAUGAUAUAAGUUACGAAAUUGAUGCAGCACGAAUGGAUUCCGGUGAAACUGUUGAGUCAAAUCAUCAAAAUCUUUUGAAUCUCACACAAACAGUAUUCAAUGCGAUCAUCUCAUCAGCAGAAAGUUUCCCGCCUCAACUACGAUCCAUGUGUCACUGUUUGUACCAAGUAUUAAACAAAAGGUUUCCCAAUUUUCCUCACAAUAUAAGUGCAGUUGGAACUGUCAUUUUCUUACGUUUCAUCAAUCCAGCUAUUGUAUCUCCUUUUGAGAUGGGAAUAGUUGACCUACAACCUAAUAACAAAGUGAAACGAGGUUUGAUGUUAAUGUCCAAAAUUUUACAAAACAUUGCAAAUAAUGUUGAAUUUAGUAAAGAGCAGCACAUGUUAUCUUUCAAUGACUUUUUACGUGCCAAUUUUGACAAUGGACGUAGAUGGGUUAUGCAAAUUACUUCAGACUGUGAAACUAUGGACCAUCAAACAAGUCACAAUUUAUCGUUCAUCAGCGAUGCCAAUGUUCAUGCUCUUCAUCGACUUUUGUGGAAUCAUCAAGAAAAAAUUGGUGAUUAUUUAUCAUCUUCUCGGGAUCAUAAAGCUCUUGGUCGAAGGCCUUUUGAUAAAAUGGCCACUCUACUUGCUUACCUUGGUCCACCUGAGCAUAAACAGAUGACCGAUUCCGAAUGGAAUUCAAUUGACAUGACCAGUAAUCGAUUUGAAGAGUGUAUGGCAAAAGCUCAUGAUGAUGAUAAAUUUAAAUCUUUAAAAUCAUUGAAUAUCUUUUACCAAGCGGGUACUUCCAAAGCUGGUAAUCCAGUAUUUUAUUUCAUCUUCCGACGAUACAAGAUCAAUGAGAUUAACGCUGAUUUCCUCCUUUAUCAUGUUAUCCUAACCCUGAGACCUUAUUGUCAUAAACCUUUUGAACUUGUCGUCGAUUUCACUCACACUUGCACCGAGAAUCGAUUUAAGACUGAUUUUCUGCAAAAAUGGUUUGCCGUUCUACCCGAAAUGGCCUAUGAGAAGAUUCAUUCAGCUUAUAUUUACAACUGUAACUCGUGGGUUCGUGAAUACACCAAAUUAAAUGAUCGAGUUCUCGCUCCUCUCAAAGGAAAUCGUAAAUUAAUUUUCCUCGAUUAUCCUCAAAGGUUAAGUGAUUUUAUUGAUCCUGAUCAGCAAAAAUUACCCGGUGCUACUUUAUCACUUGAUGAAGAUCUCAAAGUUUUCAAUGGUGCUCUAAAAUUAUCGCAUCGAGAUACCAAAGUAACAAUUAAAGUUGGCCCAACAGCGAUUCAAGUUACCUCAGCGGAAAAGUGUAAAGUGUUAAGUUUUUCAGUGUUACUUAAUGAUGUUUAUUAUGCUUCCGAGAUUGAAGAGGUUUGUCUCGUUGAUGAUAAUCAAUUUACUUUAACCAUUGCCAAUGAAAGUGGGCCACUUUCCUUUAUCCAUAAUGAUUGUGAUACAAUUGUCCAAGCGAUAAUACAUAUUCGUACUCGUUGGGAACUCUCACAACCCGAUUCGGUUACCGUUCAUACCAAAAUCCGACCAAAAGAUGUACCCGGUACCCUUUUAAAUAUGGCUCUUCUAAAUCUUGGUAGUUCUGAUCCAAACCUACGAACUGCAGCUUAUAACCUUCUCUGUGCAUUAACGCAAACCUUUGACCUUAAAAUUGACGGACAAUUAUUGGAAACAUCGGGUCUCUGUAUUCCAUCCAACAAUACGAUAUUCAUCAAACAGAUAAGUGAAAAAUUGGCAACCAAUGCUUCACAUUUAACAUUAGAAUUUCUUGAAGAGUGUAUUCAAGGUUUUCGAGCAUCAAAUAUUGAAUUGAAACAUUUAUGCCUUGAAUAUAUGACUCCCUGGUUACCCAAUUUAACCCGAUUCUGUAAACACUCCGAUGACAGUAAACGACAAAGAGUUGCAACCAUUUUGGAUAAAUUGAUAACUUUAACCAUUGAAGAGGUUGAAAUGUAUCCAUCAAUCCAGGCCAAAAUUUGGGGUAAUAUUGGCCGUGUCUCUGAUCUGCUUGACAUGAUACUUGACAGUUUUAUCAAAAGAUCGGUAACCGGUGGCCUUGGUUCCGAUCAGGCUGAAAUUAUGGCGGACACAGCAGUUGCCUUAGCUUCUUAUAAUGUUAAACUUGUUGCAUCUAAAGUGAUUAGUCGGGUGUGUCUUGUGAUUGAGAAAACCGCUGCUUCACCCACACCCACCCUUGAGCAACAUCUCAUGUGGGAUGAUAUUGCAAUCCUUGCCCGUUACCUGCUUAUGUUAUCAUUUAACAAUUGCCUUGAUGUUUAUAGUCACCUUCCAUAUUUAUUUCACAUUGUUACCUUUUUGGUUCACACUGGACCCAUGUCGUUUCGUGCAUCCAUCCACGGCCUGGUUAUCAAUAUUAUCCACUCCUUGUGUACCUGUACCAAUCCCUCCUUCAGUCAUGAAGCUCAACGAAUACUUCGUCUAAGUUUGGAUGAAUUUUCUCUGCCCAAAUUUUACCUUCUCUUUGGUAUUAGUAAAGUUAAAUCUCCAGCGGUCACAGCAUUUCGAACUCCAACCUCACUGAAACGUCACAUGAUCAACAUGGAACGAACUCAACAACUUUCCAAUGAUCGAGCAUUUUCAUCUCACAUUUCAAUUGACGGCGAUAAAAUGCCGUUAAGUUCAUUGGAAAUAAUUACCGAUGCACUUCUUGAAAUUGUUGAGGGUUGCAUGAAAAGCAUUGAAACCUGUGAUUGGCUUCAAAAGUGGACUCAACUUGCGACCAGUUUUGCAUUUAGGUUUAACCCAGCGCUUCAACCUCGUGCCAUCAUUGUCUUUGGAUGUUUAUCAAAAUCAGUUAAAGAUUCUGAGGUUAAACAAUUAUUACGAAUCCUCCAUCGAGCUCUUGAAUCAUUUAGAGAUCUUCAACUUAUCGAAGCAAUUAUCAUGGGGCUAACUCGACUUCAACCUUUACUCAAUCCCGAAUCACCUAUUCACCGGUCACUCUUUUGGGUCGCUAUAUCAGUCUUACAAUUGGAUGAGGUUAAUUUAUAUGCUUCCGGUUUAGCUCUUCUUGAGCAAAACCUUCACACUCUUGAUUCUCAAGGUUUAUUUGAAAAUAAGCGACUUGAUCAAAUCAUGAUGGCCACUCGUGAACCUUUAGAAUGGCAUUUUAAACCUCUCGAUCAAUCAGUUGGAUUAAGUUUCAAAUCAAAUUUCCACUUUGCAAUGGUUGGCCAUUUGAUCAAAGGUUUCCGUCAUCCCGCACAAACAACCGUUUCCCGAACGGUCAGAAUUUUGAAUACACUUUUAGCGAUCGUUGCUAAACCUUAUAAACGUGAUAAAUUUGAAGUAAAUGUUGACAAUGUUGCCUAUUUAACUGCACUGAUACCGGUUUCUGAAGAGGUUCGAAGCCGAUGUCAUUUGAAACACAAAGUUCCCCGUCUCUCAAAAGAACCACCAUCAUCAAGAACUUACUCCAUAGAUACUCACCAACAUUCCUCUUCUUUAAAUGCGACCAAUAGCCUAGUAAACGCAGAGGCAAUCAUGAAGAAUCACGCUCAUGUCCCACUCCACCAAACACCUUCAUCAACUCCACUUCCCUCACCCUCCUCACUUUGCUCCAAUCCAAGUCAAGCUUCAACCGUCGUCGCCAAUUACAGUUUACAACCACUUCAGGCUAAAUCCUCUCUCAAUUCAACUCUAUCAUCUUACCAUUCACCUAUGGGACGACGGCAAAAAUCAUGGGAUAAUUUAGAUCAUACAUCAUCUUUUAAUACCGCUUCAUCAUCUGCGGCCAAUUCUCAAAAUUCCCCUCGAGAUUCCAAGUCGUGGAAAAGCUUGGACAUUGAUGCCAUCAGUGCGAAACCUCAAAUGCGAACGCAACGUUCCAGCUCCGUUCCAACUCCUAGGUCACAGAAAAGCCUUGACUCUUGUAGAGAUAGAUUUGGUUCUGAACUAAUUAGACCAGAUAAAUCGACCGGUGGAACCUGUACCAGUGAUGGUAAUGGAAGUAAUAACAAUGGAGAUGGUAACAAUUCAGAUGAUGAAACUGCUUUUUGUGAAAAUGGUGAAAACCAUCAACCGGUUGAACAAGAGAUUCGGAAAACUCAAGAAACUCGAGAAUCAAGAGUAUCAGUUUCCAAUGAAGAUAAUGUUCUAAUUGAUCCUGAAGUCUUAACCGACUUUUCAACUCAAGCUUUAGUCCUCACAGUUCUGGCUACACUUGUCAGGAAUACAACCGAUGAAAAUGAGAUGAAAGUUCUAUAUGAAUAUUUAGCUGAAGCAUCAAUUGUUUUUCCAAAAGUUUUCCCUGUGAUAUAUUCAUUAUUGGACUCGAAGAUAACAAGUAUCCUGAAUUUGUGUCAUAAUCAAGUUAUCCUUAGUGCUGUACAAACAAUCAUUGAAAAUAUGAUCGCUAAUGAAGAUACUGGACAACAGCAACUUCAUUAUCUUCAAACUUGCGGGUUUGCUGGUCUUUGGCGAUUUGCUGGUCCAUUUGCUAAAUGUCAAUCUAACUUGGAUAAUGCUGAACUUUUUGUCAAUUGCCUUGAGGCUAUGGUAGAAACUCAUUUACCUGUUGAUGAGGGAGAUACUGGUGACAUGAUGAGCUAUUCUAGUGGCUUAUGUGUAUCUACUGCAUCUAAUUUAUCAACUUCCCUUUCAAGUUUAGCAGUUAGUUCACCAACAGAUAAAGAUGCCAAAACAGCGGAUUAUCAUCAUAUUAAUUCUAGUUCAUCUGGAAAAUUGAACGAUUAUCGUUCAAGGCAUGCAGCACAAUUAAGGAAACAAAGAAGUCUCAAAGUUAAAGAUAGCGGAAAUGGUUAAGGAGAAAAUAACAAUAACAACAAAGAUAAUUAACCAGCCUGAUUGUGUGUAAAUUUAUUGUAAAUAAACGUAACGAAAAUGAACCAAAACAAA
Messenger RNA from Panonychus citri (citrus red mite), 8999 nucleotides. RefSeq names its product neurofibromin-like (gene Nf1). The coding region runs from base 252 to 8906 and encodes 2884 amino acids. The record is from RefSeq and is a predicted model, not a curated record. NCBI's taxonomy places the organism in Eukaryota, Metazoa, Arthropoda, Arachnida, Trombidiformes, Tetranychidae. Gene Ontology annotation, biological process: regulation of GTPase activity. The transcript has 14 exons.